GGCACGUCCCCAAGCUGUUAAAAGUGUCAAUGGGGCAAAAAGCAGUCCAUGUGUGGGUGACUAGCCAUUAAACGGUUCAUUCUUUGAGGGUGCAUGAGUAACAUCUGCUCGUCAGCCAGCGUCACAGUACCACGGUAAUGAGCAGGCGCGCGUGUGUGCGCGACACCCGCGACGCGUGGCCACAGUGGUGAUAAGCUCACACCCCACAUGCAGGUGGCAAUGUGGAGGUCAGUCGCUCCUUUUUGCAACCAACAGAGCAGACGUCCCCCAGAAAACCCUUUACGUUAUUUCCCUAUUCUGUCCCCGCACAUUUUUUCCCCUUGAUUUUUGUAUUGGACGUCUUGUCUCGGGUGGCGUGUGCCUGCGUUGCAAGCCCCGGACAAGUAAGGCUUUCAGAGCAGCACUGUUGCUCUUUUGCAAGCCGAGCAGGAGCUGCUCCUACAAGGUCCAUGGGCACAGAGGUACGUGUUCCGCGCUUGUUCUGCGUGCGGGGCGACUUUCUAUUCAAUGCAUGCUUCACCCUUCUUCAUCAUCGUCCUCAUCAUCAUCAGCGCAAUGGUGUCCUCUGCAGGGAGCUCGGCAAUGCGGCUCCCACUAGUUUUGGAGAUAUUGUUACAUCUUGUCAGGCAGUCUGUGAGUGACAUUGCAUGCCCUGCCACGCAUGUGCAUGCAUGACAGUUUAUUCGUGCAUUUCUUUCUGCAAACUGCUGUUAGAGGACACACUAGAACACCACCACCCCAGCCAAAAUAUGAAUCAUUCAUGCCAUGCCAAAAAUGAAGCUUCUGCUGCUCUCUGCUAAAUGAUAUAUUCAUUUGUUAUAUGUGUAUGUCUUCUCUUUUGGACCAAAUGACAAUAAGGUAGACCGAAGCCUGGUGAAUGACAUUUCCAUUCAUUCCACCCCACAGUCAGAAAUAAGGGUACACAAUAUGAGUUUGUUUUUCUACCUCAGUGUACAAUAUAGUUAGUGAUUAUUAAUGGACCCCAAUGUUUUUACCAUUACUGGGUCAAAAACAAGUGGAUGUAUGUUUUGUAGUUGAAAAAGUCAACAAUAUCAGUACAUUUGAAAAGCCAUUGUGCCACGAAAAGGUACAACACUGUACUUCUGCAGCUCAAAAGAUAAAUACUCCAAUUAUGAGCUCUACACAGAAAACUGUUGCCUCUUCAAAAGAUAAGCUGUACUCUUGUUGUGUGUUGCCCUGAUUAAAUUGCUGAACAAGAGCCCAACAGAUGACUGAUGUGUAGAAGAAUGACAGUGUAAUAGGAGGGGAUUAUUUUGAAGUAGUUCUGAAAGUACUAGAACUCUCUUUUUAUUCAGCUUGUCUGGAAACGUUACACAAGUUUAGUUUCAUAAAAAUUACAUUGUUUCAUGUGCCGUUUUUUUCUGCUUAUACAGUUUUACUCAGAACCACAUCCCAGUUUGAGUGUUUCCCCUGCCCUGUUAGUACCGUUAUAUCAUUUAGAGGACCAAUUUACAUUCUAGUCACUGAUGGUAUGGUGGUUUACUCGCCUGACUUUCAUGCAAGCAGUGUUGUUUCGAUUCCCAUUCAGUGAUGGUGUGAAUGGUUUUGUGUGUCUAGAGUCCAGGGUGUAGUCGGCUUUUUGUCCUAGGUCAGAUGGGAUCGGCUCCAGCUCCCCCUUGACCCUGAACACCAUAUAAGCGGUAUAGAAAAUGAAUGGAUGGAUAGUUUUGACUUAUAGUUAUAGAGAGUUGAGAGUUGUAGAGUUAUACACAGGGAAAGAAUGAUAUACACACAAAAACAUCCCCAAAAAAUGCAAAAAAACCCACUAGUGAGAUCAGUUCAUGACAAAUUGUUGGGUUCCGUCUAACUUUGUUUCUAUACGCUUUCUAGAUCGGUGUUGAUUAAAAUUUUAGUUUACCUUCUGUUGCUCAAAAACUGAGGGCUCACUGUUUCUCAUUACAAGGGCACCGGAAAGGUAUAUGUUUUGCAGCAAGUUGUAUUUACAACGAACUGAAUGGAUCUCAGUGACUUUGACAAUGGGAAAAGUGGUAUGGUUAUACAUGAUUAUGAUGAUGUUGAUGAUAUGUGUUGGCCUGGUCUACAUACCCUCUUAAAAAAAAAGAUAUAUAAUUGAGUUUUAGAGUUCCAAGAGCUCGCCGUACGGCGGUUAUUCCCUUGAUUGUAGAAUUUUAUGUCAUCUUUUAGGGUGAGAUCAAGCAAAAGGUAUAUUGUAGUUGAAAAGUUCAACCUAGGGGUUGCAUAAGUCUAGACUGCACCUUGAUCAGUUGCAUUUUUCAUCAACCAGUUAGGCAGGCUGUGUAAGAGGAAAAUGACAGUACGCUUUCCUCUGGCACUCCAAAAACCACAGAUUGUAUUAAUACUUGUGAGACAAGUUUGCUUAUACAGUGUCACAAUUGAACAACUGCUCAGACCUGAGACACUUUGUUUUUUACAUAACAACCUGAUUCUUGAUCGCUUGCAACCCUCUCUUCUACUUGAGUGCCGCCCCGUCGUCCUCCUCCUCCUCCACUGACGGUGUCAUGUUUUCCUACUCCCCACACAGGUUAGACACUCAGUCACCAGAGGGUCACAACCACAUCAACCAGUCUUCUCCUGGGCCUGUCAGAGACGCUCAUCCAGAAAUUAGUGAAGACAGGACAGCAAUUCUCGAAGGGCGAUUUAAUGUGUUUGCAUGACUCCGAACAGCUAUAGUAUAAUGCUCACCCUUCCCAUAAAGAUGCGGGGUAACAUGUAUGUGUCAAGGUUGAGAAGUAUAGCCUAGUGUGUGUGUGGGGGGGGAGGUAGUGCUGACCAGGCUAUGAGUGCGUCCCGCCUUUGGAUGCUGAGUUGAGCGACGGGAGCUGAACCGGAGGCUGACUGAGGAAUCGCCAUGGGGCUUGGACAGUCCAGCAAGUCUCCCAUCACGGGUGACACCGAUGAGGUCAAUUUUGACCAUUUCCAGAUCCUCAGAGCAAUAGGAAAAGGAAGCUUUGGAAAGGUUUGCAUUGUGCAGAAGAAAGACACUAAGAAGAUGUACGCCAUGAAGUACAUGAACAAGCUGAAAUGUGUGGAGCGUAACGAAGUGAGGAACGUAUUAAAGGAGCUGCAGAUCAUGCAAAACCUGGAGCAUCCUUUCCUGGUGAACAUCUGGUACUCCUUCCAGGAUGAGGAGGAUAUGUUCAUGGUGGUGGACUUGCUCCUAGGAGGAGAUCUGCGUUAUCACCUGCAGCAGAACGUCCAUUUCUCCGAGAGCACGGUCAAACUGUACAUCUGUGAAUUGGCCUUGGCCCUGGGAUACCUGCGCUCCAAGCACAUCAUACACAGAGACAUCAAGCCUGACAACAUACUACUGGAUGAACACGGUCACGUCCAUCUAACAGACUUCAACAUUGCCGCCAUUGUGAAAGAGGACCUCAAGGCGACAUCUAUUGCAGGGACCAAACCAUACAUGGCUCCAGAGCUAUUUCAGAUCUUUGAAGGCUCCCAUCCUGGUUAUUCUUUCUCAGUGGAUUGGUGGUCACUGGGCAUCACAGCUUACGAGCUGCUCAGAGGGCAGAGGCCGUAUGUGAUGAGGUCCAGCACCCCAACCAAUGAGAUCCUUCACACCUUCCACAAGGUGCACCUCAGCUUCCCAGCAGUGUGGUCCUCAGAGAUGAAGUCUCUUCUGAGAAAGUUGCUGUGCAUUGACGUCCAGAAGCGCAUUUCCUGUCUGGCGGAGCUUCAGGAUCUGGACUACAUGUCGGACGUCAGCUGGGACAUUGUGCUCAAUAAACAGAUUCCUCCGGGCUUUAUUCCCAAUAAACGGCGACUAAACUGUGAUCCUACAUUUGAGCUGGAAGAAAUGAUUUUGGAGUCCAAGCCUCUUCACAAAAAGAAAAAAAGGCUCGCUAGAAAGACCAGGGACCAGGGUUCCGACGGGUCACCACAGAAUGGUCAGUUGCAGCAACGUUUGGAUAACGUCCAGAGAGACUUUAUUAUCUUCAACAGAGAAAAAUCAAGGAAAGCAGCGUCGGAUUUAGACUCAGCUGAACUGUCCACAAGCAACAAGAACAAAGCAAUAGAGGACGGUCGGAACAACAAUGUGGAACCGGUCGCUUUUUUGUCAGGAUAGGACAACCGGACUUGAGUUCUCCCCCAACCUCCAACCCAUCUUGUCUCGCUUAUCUCUCACCACUGCUUGUGGAUCAGCUCCUACUGUAUAGUGUCCUCCCCAGCGCAAGCACACUGACGUUAGUGGGCUGCUAUGUUGCCUCAACAAACAUUGCAAAGACUCGACAAAUACAAAACUGACUCUUAACGGACAUUGUGGCAGGAUUUUUGGCUUCUUUUUUGUCUCACCUUGAAGAACUUUAUAUGUACAGUCAGGCACGUCCUACUCCUUUACACGAGACUGUCACGCCUAUGGAGCAAAUGUAGUCGCAGUCUAAAUAUGCUGCUGAACAUUUUGUCUAGAUCAAGUUUGAAUUCAACGUGAGGUUGACGGUGGUAUCAGGACUUUGGUCAGGAAUGGUAGUCCACCUUUAAGCUACUGGACAUGGUUUUGAUUUGAAGGUUUGUACUACUGCUUUACUUGUCUGAAGCAGUUUCUCCCAACCUGUAUUGAACCAAGACGCAUAUUUUCCAUUAGAGAAAUCUCACGGUACACCACCAAACAAAAUUGUUACAAAAAUCUAUUUCCUGAAGUAAUGAUGAUCUGGUUUCAAUUUACUCACCAAAAUACUUAGUCUGAAAUCUGAGCCUGUUUAGUUGUAGACAAAGCUAUCAUUCUGUUGUAUGAUUGGCAACAUGGAUACACAUAAUUGUACCUUCUGCCAUGCAGUGGAAGAGCAUUUAAUUGUUUUGCCUGUCACUAUACGUGGCUGGCAUAGAUAGAUGAACAAAGAUGCUUUAUUCGUAGUAAAUAAAUAUUUUCAUACCAAUUAAGUGAAAUUGCCGCAGCACCUAGGUUGGGAAACACUGGUCUGGAGCACAAACUCCUUUGAUUUUGAAGGACACGAGAUAGCUGAGGUUAUAAUGGUUGAAUGUGUACAUGUUCCGAUUUUGUGCUCCACACACAAUGUUUAAGCAUCUUCUUGAAACUUAACUGUCAGAGCAAGCAUACUAUUGAUUUUCAAUAUCUAACCAUGUUAAAUGUUCUUACUGGUCAUUUUAAAACACUUUGGCUUUUCACCACAAAUGUGUUGAGGCACUAGCUGUGUAAAUAGUGAAUUAUCAUAUUGUAGCAGUGUGACAAACAAAGUAGAGCGAUGAAGGAUAUGCAGCAUUUUGCCUUCUUUUCACUUUAUUUUGUUACUGCCCAGAAAGAACAGUUUAUCUUCCACCAAUCAAGCAGACUAUAGUGUGCUCGCUCUGCCCUUUCGGUACCCCAACAGAAGUGCCAAAAAAGUGGUAUGGAUGGGAUCUUUUGGUACCUUUUCCAACUUUUCACAACGGAAACAAAAAUGUGUCCUGUCUAGUAUGCUGAAGGUAGCUUAUUUGUCCUUGCUGGUCGUUUGUGACCUCUUUGCCGGGUCUACACACUUUCAUCUUAAAGGAGAUGAUUAUGCUUUUUUUUUUUUUUUGUACCACAUUUUAAAAUGGUCUGUCUGUGAUAUCCAUCCGUUCAUCCAUUUUCUGAGCCCCUUCUCCUCACUAGGGUCACAGGCGUGCUGGAGCCUAUCCCAGCUAUCAUCGGGCAGGAGGCGGGGUACACCCUGAACUGGUUGCCAGCCAAUCGCAGGGCACAUCCUUUUGUCCAAAUAUACCAAGGAUCAAGAUGUAGAGACACUUCACACCGCUUAUUUCUGGUUUGCUGAAAUUCGCACAUUCGUGUGUUUAAGUGAGCGACGGCAGUCCCCUCCCAACAUCCUGCUGAGCCAAUGGCGAGUUCAGAUUCAGAAUAAAAAAGCAGGAGCGGAACACAGUGAGAAAAAAAAGCCAAAAGCGUUUUUAUGCGUGGAGACAGCACUUCAUAAACUACUCUAGGUGUAUGUGGUGCCGGGACAUGUCACUAAACACCCCACCACCACUACCGCAUCGAUAACUUUAUUGCGCAAUCAAGUAUGUGCCACUUUACAGAAUGCAGCUCUGCUUACCUUUUUCCUUUGAAGUACUGCUUCAGACAGUGUAGUCUGGCAGUUGCUUGAAGGUGGCUCUGGAACUUUGCCCAGCCUACCUGAUCAUGAAAUGUAGGGUUACUGCAGUUAUUAUGUAAAUUAGCCACGCUGUUAUAUAGCAAUGCCGAAAUGUUCAUUCAUAAACACAUUUAGAACUAGGUAAAUAGUAAAAAGGUUUACUGAUUUAAUUUCACUCUUAAUGGGUGUGCAGGCAGUCCAGAGACCCAACUGCAGUCUUCCUGCGCUACUUGCCAAGUGUAUAUGCCACAAGAUUGCGGCAAAGCACUUUUUUUUAUUAAACAGGGCUAUGUCCUGACUACAUGAAGCACCUCCACUCACUUCAACAUAGUUCCUUGGCACCAAAAUAAUACUUUUAUAUCAGCCAGGACUUGGGUCUGAGCACAAAAACAGCGAAGGUUUCCAGAAACUCCUAAACAAUUACGGUAAAGUCAUUUUUCCAUAAUAAGGAACAAUUCCCGCAACUGAUUUCUUUGUAUGAAUGCCUCAGCUGAUCAUAGCUGCACAUCAGAAUUAGAAUCAUAAUUAUCUUUAUUUGCCAAGUAUGUCCAAAAAACACACAAGGAAUUGGUCUCCGGUAGUUGGAGCUGCUCUAGUAUGACAACAGACACUCAAUUGACAGAGAACACUUUUGAGACAUAAAGACAUUGAGAAAAACAGUCACUGAGCAAUAAAGGGUUGCUAGCUAUCUGGUAAUGCCAGUACAAUUUUAUUUUUUAUUUUUUUUGACAGUUGUGCAAAAAGAUGCAGAUGACGCUAGCACUUAGAGCAGUUCGAAUGACUAAUCUCGUAAUAGUCUGGUGCAAUGACCAUUGUGCAAAAGGCGCCGAGACUUCAAGGAGUGUAUGCAGUUUAAAGUGACGAGUAGCGCGAUAAUCUGGGACAAUGUUGAUUGUGCAAAUGUUGCAGAUACUCCUCAGUCAGUGUGCAAAUGGGGCAAAUGCUACUCUGGCAUGAGUGGCCAGUAUUGGUCAACAACAGAUAUGCAAAUAGUGCAGCGUGGCGAGACUACUACAGUGAGUGCACGAGUAAUAUAUAAUUGGCCCGACAGAAAUGUGACAACAAACUCAAGACAAAAAAAUUGGCAGCAUUUUGCAAUGGAAUUAUCGGUUAGCUGUAUAAGAAGUUGAUUGCAAGAGGGAAGAAGCUGUUGGAAUCUCUGCUAGUUCUAGUUUGCAUUGAUCGGUAGCGGCUACCUGAGGUAAGGAGCUGGAAGAGCUGGUGACCAGGAUGUGGAGGGUCCAAGAGGAUUUUCCAUAUAUCAAUUGCGGAAGAAGUGCUGAUGCUGUGUGUGGAUGAGGUGGUCUCUCCCAGCCUCACCUGCUGUGUCCUGCCCGUCAGGAAGCUGUAAAUCCACUGGCAGGUGGCAGGCGAGACGCUGAGCUGGAGAAUCUUGGAGGAAAGGAGUUCAGGGAUGAUGGUGUUGAACGCUGAGCUGAAGUCCACGAACAGGAUCCUCGCGUAGGUCCCUGCACUGUCGAGGUGAUCUAGGAUGAAGUGCAGUCCCAUGUUGACUGCAUCAACCGCAGACCUGUUUGCUCGGUAAAUACUGUACAGUAUGUUCUUGAAUACUUAUUAGCACUUGUGAAGCCAUCACAAGCAUUACAAUUGCACUAUUCGGUUUACAAUACUCCCGAUUCUACAAAACUAUCUGAAAAUAUUUCAAACUUGAGCUUUGCUUUGCACAUGUAUAUUUAUCCACUGUAGCAUUUAUUCACAAAGGCAAAUCCGUUAUCGAAGAGGGUUAAGCUCAGUCUGCGAUGCACUGAACUCUGAUCUGUCAAAUCGUUUCUUCUUAUUAAAUGUCUUUGUGAGGUGUACAAGCAGUUGCCAAUGUGCUACAUUUACUGAAUAUACAUUUGCAUUUGUUUGGUUUGAUUUUGUAUUUAUAUUUGCUGAAGAAAAUACCACAUAACCUCUGGAAAGAUAUCCAUGCAUAGAAGAUGGUGGGCAGUGAAAAGCACUAUGUUAUUUUGGGUACUCAUGCAAAGAAUUUAUUCGUAAUAAAUAAAUAAAUACUGGCUUUCAUUAAUAAUAACUUCUAACAGCUUAUUAAUUCUUUGAUGUUACACUGUGCUCAGUCUUUAUAUGUUUAAACUCUUCUUCUAGCACUUUUCCACCCAAAAAGAAAAAAGUGGGCACAGUGUUUGGACUUUCCUUUUCUGUGUUGGUGUUGUUAUUCAUUGUUGUAAUUUUACACGUUGUUUCCUGUCUUUAACAGUACAACACUGUGGAAUAGUUUGAAGCAGUCAGCGAAUACAUUAGGGGAAAAAAAGGUUCGCAAAAUCAAAUGUAUGCUUUAAACACAUGUAUAUCAGACAAAGGGAACAGACCUGUGAAUCUCAAAAUAGAGGUUUUGUUGUCCCUUAGUUGUCACUGUGUCUUUCUUCUACUGUAUCUAUAAAGGUGUGCCUUAAAUAAUAACUAAACUUUCUUUCAGAACCAAUCUGACUCUGCCUUUGCCCUUUACUGCAUAUUCACUCGUCAUUUAAGCAUCAAGUGUUUCUGAUUCCUGCAAUUGGGAAGAACAAGUGGUGUAGAAGAUGGAUGGAUGGAUGGAUGGAUGGAUGAUUGUGGAGGUGUACCCAAUGUUUAUGUUGCCCCAGGGCUCCCCCAACAGUUGCAAAUUGCAAAUAAUUUUCUUUAAAGCCUCAGCGGUCAAUGAAGAUGGAAAUGAUAGGCGUCCAGGCUGGUCAUUUUAUGGAGCCAAUUAAGCACACGUACAUUUGAAAAAUCACCCCCCAAAAAGUACACAAAAAUAAAAGAAAUUUCAAAUUUUUUUUUAAAGGAUGAUAUUGUCUCAAUUUACUCAAAAAAUAUUUAUUCAGUGUAAUAUAUGGGACUGUUAAGUUGAACCCAAAGAUGUAUGAAUGGUAACAGGCAGAUACACGGAUUCAUUUUACCUUUUGCCAUCGAGCGGAAGAACAUUUAAUUGUUCUGCCUGUAACUAUGUUGCUGGCAUAGAUGGAUGAACAAAGAUAAAUACAUCAUUUAUAGUCAAUAAAUAAUAAUUUUCUCAUUUAUAUCUCAAAAUAAUUUUUUUUUUUAAAGAUCUACUACCUCCUAAGCUUCAAACGGCAUGUGCAAGAGAGAAUUAAAGUACACCUCCUGUAGAUGCAUUGUUCCAAUGUGAAGGAUAUUGUUAUUAUUAUUAUUAUUAUUAUGUGUUUUUGUGUAUGCGUUUUGUUUUUUAUGUCUGUUUUUUUUUAUUGGCUUGCAUUUACCUUGUUUACUCUGCAGCCAGGUCAGCAUUGCAAAAGAGAAUCUGUUUUUGUUUUCCUUACCUGAAUGGAUGGAUGGAUUGAUGGAUGGAUGGAUAGAUAGAUAGAUAGAUACAAUUAAGUGAAAUUGUAGUUUCACACGGCACACCUGUAGAUCUGUUAUGGCACAAUAAUCACAUGGCACAGUGGGUGGGAAUUACUGCAGUCGACGACAAAUGUAGGUGUUCUUUCGUAUCCUUGGAAACAAUGCAGCUAGUGUGUGCUUUCAAAAUGAUUUUGAAGCUUGUAUUUGACGUCAAGUUAUUACCAUUGAUUGAUUUAAUAUGGUAAAAAAGGAGGAAAAAUAAUCAAUGGCAUGGCAUCAUGAGUACUGGUGUGCUCCUAGCCUCCCCUAGUGCCCAAAUGUGUUAUUGCUUCAUUUGCAUUAAAAAAAAAAAAAAAAAAAAGGUGGCUAAAGCAUCCAUCCAUCCAUUUUCUAUAGUGCUUGUACUCAUUAGGGUGAACUGGUUCCUGUCCUAUCAGUCUAUCAUAGGGUCCAUAUAGAGACAGAAAAAUAUUCAUUGGAAUUAACCUGAAAGAACAUAAUUGGUAGUUUUUGGGGGGUUUUUUUUGUUUGUUUUUUGAAGUGAUCCUACAGUGUGAAGGUCAGAGAUGCUUGAGUGGAUGAUUCACUGUUACAUCAACAACCUAACGUCAUUCAGUGCUACUCUUUAUUGUUGCUCCAAUCCCUGAGUUACACUUAGUCAUCAGUCAUACGCCAUACGAUGCAUCACUGUUGCCUCACUCUGUUUAUUACACAACUAUAAAGAGACAGGCCACCCAAAGUAGGGGAGAUUGUUAUGCUUUGUUAGACCGUGACAUAUGCUAUCAAGUCUUGGUAGUAGAAAAGUGACAAAACACACACAAACACUUCAGUCAAUCAUCUGCGACUCUUGUUUUUAUUCCAGAAUCAAGUCAGACCACCACAACACAUCUCCUUUCUUCAAGUCUGCCAUUUUCAGGGGGGUUUAUACAACAGUAUAAAAGAAACAACAUAUAACAAACUAAUAUAAAUACAAACAAAACAAAAAAACAACACAACUUGGUUCCUACAAAGUUGUAUUAGGGCCACAGUGAAAAGAACGUUUAUUACGAGAAAAAUAGCAAACCCAAUGAAAAAGCAGAUUUUAGUUGAUAGUGUACCACAAAGUCGAACAUGACACAUUCUUGCACAUGUAGAAAUUCAAUUCAAUUCAAAAUUUGCUCUCAUAACAUUACUGCUGUUUCUUUUUUUUAGCAAAAGUAACACUUGUUAAGGAUGCAGAUUUGCCUUUUGCAUGCAUUGUAGUGUUUGAGGUAACAUUACCACUCUUUUCCUGUCAUGAAAAUUUCUUCUCAUAAUAUUAAAAAACAGAAUGUUUUAAAACAUUAUGACUUCAUUCUAAGCAAAAUUAAGACUUUCUUCUUGUAACAAUUUGCUGAUGUAACAUGAUUACAAAAUUCGGACUUUUUUCAAACUAAUAUACAGCUUUGUUGUCUUAAUCAGUUUCAGGGUUUUCUUUAUUCAAAUAACAUUAUUACUUUAUUUAUCAUGAAGUUACAACUUUGUUUCUGCACCUUACAAUUUUUUUCAUGCACAGACUUUGCCUCGUAAUACAUUUUUCUGUCCUAAAAUUCCAACUUUAUUUUCACAACAUGACAAAUAUUUUUUGAUUUUGAUUUCAGUGUGACCCUAAUGCACUUUGUUGUAGAUUCGUGCCUCGGAGUUGGUGAGAUAAAAACAACAUCUUCUCCCCCUUCCUUCCUUCCUUCCUUCCUUCCUUCCUUCCUUCCUUCCUUCCUUCCUUCCUUCCUUCCUUCACAUGGACACUUUUUACUUUCAACAUUGGGUAGAAUAUUGGACCCAUUAUGGCUGAUGUUAAAGUGGUUGCAUGAGUGUUCUGGUGGGAUAGCUGCACAUUAGGACUUUUGUGUUUGCGAGGAAAUCAGAGCUAGAGGAUUGAGAAGGUUUUCUUAACGCAUCGUUUCUUUCUUUUGUUGUUUAUAAGGGUCAGGUGUACAUAUCUUUGAAUUUUUUUCAUGACUCAUUUUAGAGAUGAUCUCCAGUAAACAUUAACAAGUGCAAAGAAAUGUUUUUGGGUUUUUUUUCGUUUUUUUUUACAAUAACCAUGAUUUUCCUUUUGCUACUUUUUUUUCAAAUACUCAUCAUUCAGUACAUGACAUGUGGAUGGGGUUGCCAUGGAGACGAGUUGAAAAGAAUCAUGGAUCACGUCACCAGUAUCUGUGUGGCCCAUGCAGCUCCAUGUCUUUCAGAUCAAAAUCGCCUCUCGGAUUCUCUAAGUACCGUUUUUAUCAUUAUUUGGCCCCCAUAAACAAGCUAAACAACAUCAUUCACAAAGCUACAUGAACUCUACAAUGACAUAGAAAGCCGAUUAGGAUGAAUGUAUAUGUCAUUUAAGACCAGGUAGUUUACUUACUUUUUAUACAGAUUUAUUUAACCAACUACCAAGAGCACCAGUACAGAAUCUCUAGCAUAUUUAACUGUUGAGAAGAAAGACUGAGACUGGUUGUGCUUUGGUUGCAUUUUUUUUUUCAUUUGAGAAACCAAAGUCUAGCAUAGUGACAGGUAAGGCAAGUUUAGUCAGCGGUUUUGUUGUUUUUAAUUAGUCUUGGUCGCGUUCAAAUCAGCUCUACCCUCACUCACACAAACAUUAACACGCACUCUGGCUCUGGAGGCACACAGUUAUUCCUCCUGUGACAGCGGAAAGCGGUUUAACUGAGGGAGGUGAUGUUGGACCGGCCACCGGGGGGCACCAUAAUACGACGACCGGCAGGCCUGAUGGGGACCUCAUCAGGGGUCGGGGGACCUAGGAGUACAGAGAGGAGUGACAAGUGAGGAAGUUGCAUGAAAAAGACUUCAGAUUUUGAUGUGAUUUAAAAUAAAUUUUUCUUAAUAUACAUCACUGGACACACUACAACAAUUGUAUCAAAACAUGUUGAUGAUGAUUGAUACCAGAUAACUAACAACCCUUUAUUGCUCAGUGACUGUUUUUGUCAAUGUCUUUAUGUCUCAAAAGUGUUCUCUGUCAAUUGACUGUCUGUUGUCGUACUAGAGCGGCUCCAACUACCGGAGACAAAUUCCUUGUGUGUUUUUUGGACAUACUUGGCAAAUAAAGAUGAUUCCGAUUCUGA
Phyllopteryx taeniolatus (common seadragon) is the source of this 12466-nucleotide messenger RNA. It is a transcript of the gene stk32a, whose product is annotated as serine/threonine kinase 32A. Lineage: Eukaryota; Metazoa; Chordata; Actinopteri; Syngnathiformes; Syngnathidae. Gene Ontology annotation, biological process: G protein-coupled receptor signaling pathway; regulation of signal transduction; protein phosphorylation. The coding region runs from base 2852 to 4072 and encodes 406 amino acids. Gene Ontology annotation, molecular function: G protein-coupled receptor binding; ATP binding; G protein-coupled receptor kinase activity. The transcript has 12 exons. The record is from RefSeq and is a predicted model, not a curated record.